Messenger RNA from Selaginella moellendorffii, 897 nucleotides. RefSeq names its product 3-dehydrosphinganine reductase TSC10B-like. The transcript is spliced from 7 exons. Bases 101 to 838 code for a protein of 245 amino acids. The record is from RefSeq and is a predicted model, not a curated record. NCBI's taxonomy places the organism in Eukaryota, Viridiplantae, Streptophyta, Lycopodiopsida, Selaginellales, Selaginellaceae.
AAGGAAGGGGCUUUAGGGUUUAAAGGUUUAGGUUUAUUGGUUUAAUGGCGCUAGGUUAAGAACAGAAUAUUCCAGAGCAUCUUACCUUGAAAGAGAUCUCAUGUAUACGGAGAGAAGAAUGCGAGGAGAGAUCGCGCGGCGCGUCACUGCGGUGGUGGGCGUCGGGCCUGGCCUGGGCCUCUCAAUCGCGCGGAGGUUUGCUCGCGAGGGCUACAUCGUCGCCAUUCUCUCCCGGAACCUAGAGAAGCUCAUGAAAUUGGCCGAGGAGAUCGUGGAGAAGGAGGCCAAGGCGCAGGUCGCGGCGAUUCGAAUCGAUUGCGCCGAUGGCAAGUCCGUCAAGGAGGCAUUCGAGGCCGUCCACUCGCUCGGCGCGGUGGAGACUUUGGUCUUUAAUACCAACACUCCAUUUCCAUGGCCGCCUCCCAAGUUCACGGACGUCAAGCCCGAGUCCUUCGAGCGAUCCAUCACGGUGCCAAUCAUGGGCGCGUUCUACUGUGCUCAACAGGUGCUGCCAGGCAUGGUCGAGCGAAGAAAAGGAAGCAUUCUCUUCACUGGCGCCACUGCUUCGCUGCGAGGAAGCGCUGGUUUUGCAGAGCUUGCUUGCGGUAAGUUUGGCCUGCGAGGUCUCGCGCAAUGCCUGGCGAGAGAAUACCAGCCGCAGGGGAUUCACGUCGCUCACGUUGUCAUCGAUGGUAUGAUCGCUUCGUCGCAGAAUGCCAAUGAUCAAACUGGGCUAAACCCAGAUGCCGUCGCCGAUAGCUUCUGGCAGCUGCAUUGCCAAGACAAGAGCGCGUGGACCAUGGAACUGGAUUUGCGACCCUUCUUCGAGAAAUUCUAGAGACAUCCCUGUACAGUUUGUGUGUUUUAUAGGAGCUCCCCUGUUUUAGGGUUCUUGGA